AGGAAAUUGAUGGUAAGUGGUAACCAUAAAUCAGAGGGCAGAAGCCUAAUUUUGACUUUUAACCUUUGCUUUACUUGUAGCGAGAGCCACCUCUUAGCUUAAAAUUCUUCUACAACUCCCAACCACCUCCUCCUCCAAGAAAAAUCAAUUCAACCUCCAAAUUCCUGAAAGGAAUUGCAUAGCAGACUGGACUGCAAUAAAAAUUCUUCAGAGAUCUUGACUCUGUGCGGUUACAGAUGGCGUACGUAGACCAUGCCUUCUCGAUAUCGGACGAGGACAUCAUGAUGGAGACAUCCUACGCUGUUAACAAUCGGCCUCCGUUCAAGGAGAUCGGCCUCGCUGUUGCUCUUCUUGUCUUUGGGACACUUGGGAUUAUCUUGGGUACCUUCAUGGCCUACAACAAAGUCGGCGGUGACCGAGGCCAUGGGCUUUUCUUUGCAAUACUGGGAUGCAUAUUGUUCAUUCCAGGCUUCUAUUACACAAGGAUUGCCUAUUAUGCUUAUAAGGGAUACAAAGGCUUCUCUUUCUCCAACAUUCCCCCUGUCUAGAGGAACUCUCCUGCUCCGCCCUAUGUACAGAACUUUUUUCAUUUUUCUGCUUUCCCUUAAAUGUUUCGUGUUCCCUGUUCGGUGUUCAACGUUCUUUCCUUCUUUCUGUAUCCACAAUAACUUGACUUAUAUGUUAUUUGUUCCAUAGUAACAUUGUCACCAAUAGUCUUGCUUUUGCUGGUUGUUUUGUGACAUUAUAUAAUAUCUAAUCUUACUGUCUACUACUACUACUACUA
Messenger RNA from Theobroma cacao (cacao), 784 nucleotides. RefSeq lists its product as uncharacterized. NCBI's taxonomy places the organism in Eukaryota, Viridiplantae, Streptophyta, Magnoliopsida, Malvales, Malvaceae. Gene Ontology annotation, cellular component: endomembrane system. The record is from RefSeq and is a predicted model, not a curated record.